Molecule: messenger RNA, 6370 nt
Organism: Vespa mandarinia (Asian giant hornet)
Lineage: Eukaryota; Metazoa; Arthropoda; Insecta; Hymenoptera; Vespidae
Molecular function (GO): protein binding
Source: RefSeq, a predicted model, not a curated record
UAUAUAUACAUACGUACAUACAUACAUACAUAUAUAUAUAGAUAUAUAUAUAUAUAUAUAUACAUAGUCAUAUAUAGAUACAUAUACAUCGAUCUAUCUCACUUCUCAGUCCUCACACACGCUCGUCGGCUGCUCUUACUCCGAGCAUUGGAAGACUCUUGGUCGAAAAAGAGGUGGAUUAAGAGAGACAUGUCCAAUGCAGAGGUAAUCGUGACGGAGAACGAUGAGAUUCGAAGUGAGAUCGAGGAGAACCGGAAGGAGGAGGAUGAGGAUGAACGGAAGAGGAGAUCGACCUCGGUAGAUUCGGAAGUCGUCGAUGAGCUACGGCUAUUGUCACCGAAAGAACAGGAGCAGGAACAGGCUCAUGAAGAAGAAGUGGAAGAAAAGAAAGCGGAAGAAGAAGAAGGAGAAGAAGAAGAAGAAAUAAAAGAAGAAGAAGAAGAAGAAGAAGUCGAUAAAAAAGAGAAAGACGAGGAGGAAGAAGAGGAAGAGAAAGAGAAAGAGAAAGAGGAAGAGGAAGAGGAGGAGGAGGAGGAAGAGGAAGAGGAGGAAGAGGAGAGAUCAGAAGGAAAAGAAGAGAGAGUCGAAGAGGAAAAAGAUGAGGAUCACAGUGAGAAGUCACAGGGAAUCGUAGAAACGAGGGAAACUUUGGAAUCAGCCAGAUCAUUUGACACGACGUGCCUGCAGUCGUCGAGAUCGGCCGAUCGUGUGACCGAACCAGCAAGUUCCUUGUUCAACGAGAACGUAUCUUUGGCUGAGCCACAAGAGGAAAAGAUAGAUACGAGGGUAGGGGUAGUAGGCGAGUCUCUUCCGAUCAACAGCAGCAGCAACAGCAGCAGCACCAACAUCAUCACCACCACCACCACCACCAGCACUACGACCACUACCACUACUACCACUAACAGUUCAAUUCCAAGAGCAACGACGGAUCAGGGCAGCAACGAGAAGCAAGCAGUCGGUGAGUGGAAUUCAUUACCGGUACUGGUAGAGCGCCUUCGUUCGGUGCUCGAGCUCUCGCUCGCGAUAGCCGAUACAUCAUCACCGAUCAAGGAGGAUCCACGAGAACUUGCUCUCGAUGUCAAUGAUUCACGAAAGGUCCGUUCCAUGGACGAACGAUCAACCGCUAGCAAGAAUAGCAAUGGCAAUGAACAAGACCUGAAGAAUGACUUGAGUUUCCUCGAGGAUCUUUUGAUGUCCGAUAUACACACGGCCCUUUCCCGUUUAAGAGAAACUCUCGAAAGGAUCGACGUUGGCGCGUUAGCAAAACACGGUGCUGCUUCCGAUCCAAGUAGUAAACUUCAACUUCUACGGCUAGUGUCGAGUUUACUUUCGCGAUUAGAGAUGCCACGUGAAUCGCAGAAGGAAGAAAAGAAGAUUCUUACGCAAGAGGAGAAGCUAAAGUCUUCUCUAAUAGCUACAACACCAUCCGUAACCAAUCGUAGACGACGAGCUAGCAGACAUACCAUUGGAGUCUCUGCCGAAGAGUUGGCAUGUGCUAGGAAAUGGUUGCAGGAGGAUAAGAAUUUUAACGACGUUACGCCGUUUACGAAAAUAACACUCUCCCCGUUGUUUUCGACCACGUCUAAAGCUAUCGAUUCUUCCGAAGAAAAGCCAAGACCCGAAGAGAUACAUGAUAAAUAUACGAAGGACGCCAUCAAUCAUCGACAAUCUCUGCGCGAUAGAAAUAAUAUUGACAAAGGUCUGGAAAUACGUCCACGUGCUGCUCCUUUCUAUGCCGAUAAAACGGACUUCGUCGUCACCCAGUCGACGAUCGCGUCAAAUGAAGUGACUCAUCAGUCUCUACGACCUAGUCUCGACUCGAGAAACACAUUGGAUAACACGGAAGUUGGCAACGUAGAAGUUGGUCGUGUUGGCAGAUUGGCUGCGGCUCUUCAGCAACGAGUAGAAUCCUCGAGCAAGUGCACUUCUUCCAAUCGAUUCACUGCGAAAAAGUCGAAGAUCAAACGAGCCAAUACCAUUGACAUUCCAAGUUACCUGAAAUUACAAGCUGAGAGUUUCAAGCAAGAAGGUAGCGGUUGUGUAUCCUUAAAAAAGCCUAUAAAUGUUAGUGACAAGGCAAACUGUAAUUCGAUCAAUAGCAUGAUCAUACCAUCCUUCCAGCCGAGAACUGAAAAUGAUAGAAAAUUCAUGGCAUUGAUUAGCAAGAAUAACGAUACUCCUAUAUUCAAUCCACCAUCAUCGUUCAAAUCAUUUGGCUAUACAAAAACGAUGGAUCCAUCAUCGGUAAGCAAUGAGAACUGGAACAGUCGUUUUUCCAACAUCAAAACAGCCUUCGACAAAACGACGACUUCUGGUGAUGAGUCUGAACAGCAAAUUAACAAGCAUAAGCUUCCGAAACGACCACCAAUAGUUCCUCAAGGAACUCAACGGUAUAAUCCUGGAAAGGAGAAACCCUUCAACGCAAAUGUCUUUUGUAACUUUGAACACGAUACCUCUAAUGUUAAUCAAUCGAUCUCUCCUGGCUUCAGACAUGCUCCUUCCUCUCCUUUUCGAAGGAUCGAAAAGCCAAUUGGUAUAUCGAACUUUGUUAAAUCUUCACCGAUCUCUACCAAUCCUCCUAAAAUCAAUAUACCCAUGCCUGGAAAUACAUUACGUGAGAAAGCAAGAAAGAUGUUCGAUCGUGGUACCAACAAUAGCAACGUUCAGCAACGAGCUUCGGAAUACAAAGUUCAAGUAGAUGGAAACUCUGAGAAACGUACCUUUCCAAGACCGCCUUGGAUUGAACAUGAGAAAUCAUCAAGUGCAACGAUCGCAGAAAAUGGGCGUCUCGAUUAUCGUUCAUUCUGUAAACAAUUUGCACCUUUCGUUAGCAAAGGUACAUCCUCGUCAACCUUGGAAAAACCAUCCUACGAGCCCGACGAUAUUCAUCAACAAAGUUCGAAAUUGUGUCAACCUCGAAAUGAAUUGGCUGGUGAAACAAAUAAUCCAAACAUAGUGGAUGGAAAGAUUUCGUUCAAGAUGAUACCAAAGGAUUACAAUCGUUAUAAUAUUCAAGGAACUCGUGAUUCUCGUGAUUUUAUACGUAAAACCGAAAUUACAGAUGGAUCUCAACAAGUUGACCUUACUUUACGUGGCAGUGCAUCGGUAGCUGUUCAAACUGGUGCUCAGGAUGAAAAUUUCGAUGAGGUUAGAUCUUUUCGUGUUGUUCCAAAGAUCUCGAACGGGCCACCUUUGAUUUAUAGCAAUGUCUCGAUACAAACGUCAAAUGAUGUAUCCUCUAAAAUUUCAGAAGAUGUUCAUACCUUUCUUUCGGAUAAUCAGAAAAGUCUUGGCGAGGAGAAAAGUCAUGAGGAUUAUCGUUUGCGAGAUGAAUCGAAUUGUGUUUUGCCGGUAAAAGAAAAUGUGCCUUUUCACGAUUAUCGUUCCGAUACGAUUGUUACGAAUCCACGCGUGCAAAAUCAGACAGCUUUCGUGAAAGCUUACGAGCCAGUGUCGAAAGUUGAACAAAAUGAAUACGAAUCAGCGAAAGUGAAUUAUGCUGAAGAUGAUUUACCUCGAUCUAAAGACUACGAUUAUUUGGAUGCUAAAAAUAUUCAAAAUCAAGACAUAAGCGAGGAGGAAGGUGUUGUGACGAGAUAUACAUGUGCUAUUGCUACAGUGGCGUCGAUUGAAAGUCCAGAAAUCCAAGGGGAAGUCGUCGAAACAUCGUACUCUAGGGAUUAUUCGACUCCGUCUGUAUCACCUGUUCGGUCCAAUUCAAGAUCGAAAGCAAGUAACGACGAAGAAGUCGACGAAGAAAUACGUAGACACAAUAUGUUGCAACAGAGUUUGAUACAACGACUCCAUCAUGAACGUUGUACGAUGAUCGAUCGUCCAUUCAAACAAUUACCUAUCGAUUAUCAAAAUGAAACACAUGGAAAUACCAAAAAGGAACAACAAUCCUAUGAACAAGGUUAUUACGUAGCUCCACGAAAUAAUAACGAAUAUAUACCGAUGGAAAAUGUUAACAGACUCGAAUCGAUCUCAACAUCUCCUCUAUCCAAUCAAUUUAAACGUAUCGGUAAUCAACCUAAAGCAAAGAAAUUUCUUUCACCGGAUUUACCAACGAGACCUCAAGUCACACCGUCCACAUCACGGGUUGUCAAUCAAGUUUCAGCACUCAGAGAAGUUUAUGAACAACCAGUUGUUGUUCCGAACAAACCUAUACGUAAGGAAAGAUCACCGGUACCAAAUGGAACAAAUCCAAUUGAUUCCAGCGACGAAUAUUUAAUGUCUUGUGCCAAUCAACCAUCUAGAUCCAUCGUUCUAUCAAAAUCUGAAUCUUGGCAUCAAUUGGCUCUAUCCAACAGUUCUUCUCGUAUUCCACGUACAAGCGACUCCAGUCCGUCGUCAUCGAAAGUUUCUUGCUUACCUAAACCCCCGAAACCUAGAUCACCGUCCUCCAUGAAAUUUCGAACGAAACAAUUCGAGGCAUCUUCCGAUAGCGUUAAAAAGAUGGAGGACAAGAUAAGAAGAUACUUCGAUAGUCCCAAUGAAAGUUCAACGAAUGAAACAAAAGAAUCAAAGAAACGUUCCUCUCCUCGUCACGCUCAUGGAAAGUGCAUGAUCGGUCUAUCGAGAAGUCGUACCUUGCCUGGUAUCUGCGAACAGAAACUCGUCUUGACGAUACCACCGACACAAGUACCUCUCCUACAAGUUAACAGUGCUGACGUUGACAAGGUCUUCGACGAUAUCUUCCAGGAAGCCACGAGGAUGGACAGUCAGCAUUGCUGACCGAUCAACUUUAUCUCUCUCUUUCUCUCUCUCUCUCUUUCUUCUUCCUUUUCUUUCUCUUGCAUCGACCACUUGUAAUGGGUAGCGGUAGAUGCUACGAGUACGCAAGAAAUUGAGUUACGAUAGAAAGUUCUUCGCGUGCGAAUCCGAUCCAUCGAUCAAACACAAGAUACAAUGUGAUUUUUAUACUUGUGUUAUACUUAUUCUUUUAUUGUUAUACUUGUUAUUGUUAUUGUUAUUGUUAUUAUUAUUGAAAGCAUCGUCCAUAACGAUACCUAUGUAUAUACCAAGUAUCACGUAAGACGAUGACCGUGUUCAUAAGCCAAAGACCGUGUUAAUAUCGUCGAGUGAGAAAUAAUUCAAAUUGAAUUAUCAUACUUAUCCUUGGUUUAAAAUACGAUCAAAAUAUAGGGGAUGUUGGAAGUGCUUGCCAACCAAAGAAACGUAUUCUAGGACGAAUUAAAUGACGUGACCGUCUACCUCUAUGAAUUUUCGUCGGAAAUAACGAAAAAUAUUGGAACAAUUUAUAUCGAAAUAAUCUAUGUGGGAAUACAGUAAAUCUGAAGUUGAAAAAAAAUAUGAUCGAUCAUCGUCAUACAUCAUCGGUAUGCAUCAGUCAACGGUUGCCAAAUGGGGAAAAAAAAAUAGAAUUUUCUAGGAUUUGGACUUGAAGGACUAAAAUUACUUUGGAUAUCCCAUUAUGUUACAACCCUAAAGAGAUUUCAUCGAAAAACAUAAGGCAGAGAGUUCGAAGAAUACGAGGCAAUUCGACUCAUAUUAUUUGGCUAGGAGGCACCGACUUUUGGCAAUCAUUUCGCAAAAACAUAGACGUACAUAUAUGUCUUUUUUUCUCUUUCUCUCUAGCGCAUUUAAUCGCAUGUAUGUUUCUACUUCGUCUUUUGGACGUAGCCACGCGUUCUAAGGACACGUUCUAAGUGAACAAACACAAGAAAGAGAGAGAGAGAGAGAGGUAGAGAAUCGCUAGAAGGUCGUACAGAUCCCCGAAUAAAGCAGUGAGUCACAAAACAUCUUUCUGUAGCUCCUUUUGUUGCGCCAAAUAGUGUUAUAGUUUUCUCCACACUACUCUGUACAAUGUGUGUGCGACUUUUGUAGAUUAUAUUCGUAGCUGUGUGGCGUCAUAUAAUAGCAGUUGUACAGUUAACAUCAUCACCACACUCAACUCAAUUCGCGUUACCUACGCCAGGAUCUUCCUGAACGGGGACAUCUGCCGUCGUUGCCAAGCCUCGAAAUUAUAAAUUCCUGUCGCUGCAAAUAAACACGUUACACUUCACGGUUUUAGCAUGCAUCUACAUAAAUAAGACAAUUUAUAGUUUACCGUGAAUCCUUUUUAACAACGACGAUGAUCCAAUGAAGAACAACACUAUCACACGAAAGACAAUUGGAAAGCUUGGAGUGAACUUCCUCAAGAUCUUGAAAAACCUUUUGUCUCUCUAUCUCUAUGCCUGGAAAAGCAAGCAAAACCGAUGUUGAUUGGCCGACACUUGAACUAACUCACAGCUUUAAUAGUGAUAUAACGACAUAGUCGAGAACGUUUCAAAAUCCAUCCCAGUUAACUAUAAUUAUACUCUGAAAGGAAACUUUACUUAUUAUUUUGAAUUAAAAGAUUGAUACUGAC